AAGCCCAGAAAUGCUUUGGUGCGGGUUCCUAUUUCUUGGAGCGCUGAGCUAUGCGCACGCAGCCACGGUCAACGAGGCAAACAACUUUGUGGACACCGUUCUCAACGAGAAACUCCGACUCGCCGUCAGGCUCUCGAGGUCCCUGUUCCCUUUCGCCCAUAUCCCUGUCUUCAGUUUUGUGGUUCCAAAGGACGCCACCACCGACCGCGAUCUCGAUGUCGAGAUGACGGAGGGUCUGAUUCGUGGCCUCGACACCGCGUUGCGACGGACGGGCGACUGUCAGUCGAGGGAUGUCCAGGGUGGCUCUCCAAGCAUCCUGUGCACCUUGGACUUCAGCGGAGUCAACACCACGUUCCUGGCCCUGACGACAGGCGACGACGUGCCGGGAGAGCUGAAACUUAUCUGGGUUCACGUCGUCACGGUGGAUUCGACCGCUCGUCUUGAGAUCACGGGGUCUGAAUCCCGCGUAGCUUCACUCCGAGCAUUCGAUAUCCAGAACCUACAAUUUACAACCACCAACAACCAGGAUUUGCAUCUGAACACCGAUCGUUUGAGGCAGUUCAAGGAACGUGUUGAAUUGAAGGUCAGGGAAACCUUGCAAGGUAUCAUGCAGAAUGAGAUGAAGGCUCUGCUCACCAGGUCCGUUGCCUCCGUCGCUUUUCCGUAAGCCAAGGAUUUCACUCUCAGGCUCGCUAGCGAGUUUUAGAAUACCGUAUGCGAUAAAUAAGAGUAGUCACCGAGUGCCAAUCCAAAACACGGCUUGGGCUUCACGCAUGCGCCCGAAAAAUAAUGCUAUUUCUCUGUGUACCCAAUGCUUGUCCCUGUGACAUUCUAAAAUCCACUAUUAUUUGUUGGUGUAUGCAACCGCCUCCA
Messenger RNA from Ixodes scapularis (black-legged tick), 873 nucleotides. RefSeq lists its product as uncharacterized. The transcript is spliced from 4 exons. Bases 11 to 667 code for a protein of 218 amino acids. The record is from RefSeq and is a predicted model, not a curated record. NCBI's taxonomy places the organism in Eukaryota, Metazoa, Arthropoda, Arachnida, Ixodida, Ixodidae.